This is a messenger RNA of Colletotrichum lupini, 1089 nucleotides long. RefSeq lists its product as uncharacterized. The transcript is spliced from 7 exons. The coding region runs from base 1 to 1089 and encodes 362 amino acids. Lineage: Eukaryota; Fungi; Ascomycota; Sordariomycetes; Glomerellales; Glomerellaceae. The record is from RefSeq and is a predicted model, not a curated record.
AUGGGCGGAACGGAUCGAAUGGGCCUGCGAGGAGUCGAGUGCGCGUGGGAAAGAUCGCUCCAGGAUCGUGGAAUGCAAUGGCUGGGGAAGUUUGCUGGGUUCACGAACGGCCCCUGUAUGGCGAGGCAAGGCGAGCGAGAAGUGAGGACGGGGAACGAAACAGACCAGGUACCUGGGGGAGGUACCCCCAUUUCAGCGCUCCAAUCCAACUGCGUCCCAGAGAGGCAAGGAGCAGCGGCCAAGUGGGUCGCCCAGCGGUGGACACACGACCAAAGGCACAUCACCUCGAGCACCUCAAGACGAGGAAAGAGUUGCAACAUUUACAUAAAUGAUGAGGUAAAAUCCUGGUGGGGUGCAGACUGGAACUCGAUGUCCACUGAGUUUGCCCAAGAUUGGCAGAUCCGGGGAAAGAGCGGGCGGACCUGUUCCCUCAACGGCGUGGAAUUCUGCAAAGGUAAGGAAUAUCUAGCACUGCCAACUGCCAUUGAACUCCCCAGAUUGGACACUCCCGUCUACGCAUCCCCGUAUCUCGUUCUUGACUGGGCUUUGGUCAUUGAUUUUCAGUGUCUCGGACCGCCUGGAUUAACCAUUAAAGACAGCUGUGCUCAACGUCAUUACCUAGGUACAAGAAGGAUAGUAUUUGGCCGUUUGCAAAUAAGAGAUGGUCACGUUGGCCACAUCUUAAAACGGUUCGUUUCAGUCGCUUUGCACAGAUUGCAACAAGAGCUUCGAUACUACCGGUACCUAAAACCAGGCACAUCGGUUGCUACCACUAAUGAUAUUCUUCACCAUUGGGAGCCUGACGCGGGAGAAACAGCACCUCAGCUAGACGGCAGCCGUGCAGUCAAGUGGAUUGCGAGCACUCCAGUAUCCAAAUACUGCACUGAUGAGGCUCUCUCCCCCCACCGCCAUCUCAUUGGAUCGAGGGACCAACCUGGAAAGCUUGGAUCAUCUCCCGCCCCUGCGGGAACAUGGGGGUGGCUGACGGGGAGCAACCUCGCACCUCAGCCUGCACUCUGCAGAUAUCUGACUCUUAUCACUCAUAUCGCUCACUUUAUCGCACUUCCCGUCACCGUGAUUGAGGCUUGA